Pipistrellus kuhlii (Kuhl's pipistrelle) is the source of this 2475-nucleotide messenger RNA. It is a transcript of the gene OIT3, whose product is annotated as oncoprotein induced transcript 3. The coding region runs from base 72 to 1724 and encodes 550 amino acids. The transcript has 9 exons. The record is from RefSeq and is a predicted model, not a curated record. Lineage: Eukaryota; Metazoa; Chordata; Mammalia; Chiroptera; Vespertilionidae. Gene Ontology annotation, molecular function: calcium ion binding.
AAAGAAGGGGACAGAGGAAAACGGGAAUUGAGAGGGUUUGCCAGUCGGCAUCUGGUGGCUGGUCCAGAAGGAUGCCUCGGUCCCUGCUUCUCACCUGCCUCUUCGUCGCCGUCACACCUGCGGCACCAACAGCCCCAGAUCCCUGUUCCGCCUACAUCAGUCUGAAUGAGCCCUGGAGGAACACUGAGCACCAGCUGGACGAAUCUCAGGGCCCGCCUCUGUGUGACAGCCACGUGGGCGGGGAGUGGUACCGCUUCACGGGCAUGGCGGGGGACGCCAUGCCCACCUUCUGCAUACCCGAAAACCACUGUGGGACCCACGCCCCCGUCUGGCUCAACGGCAGCCACCCUCUGGAGGGUGAUGGCGUCGUGCAGCGCCAGGCCUGUGCCAGCUUCAACAGGAACUGCUGCCUCUGGAACACCACGGUGGAGGUCAAGGCGUGCCCCGGAGGCUACUACGUGUAUCGUCUGACCAGGCCCAGCGUCUGCUUCCAUGUCUACUGUGGCCACUUUUACGACAUCUGCGAUGAGGACUGCCAUGGCAGCUGCUUGGACACCGAGUGCAGGUGCGCGCCAGGGACCGUGCUGGGCCCCGACGGGCAGACGUGCUUCGAUGAAAACGAAUGUGAGCAGAACAAUGGUGGCUGCAGUGAGAUCUGCGUAAACCUCAAGAAUUCAUAUCGCUGUGAGUGUGGGGCUGGCCGUGUGCUGAGAAGUGAUGGCAAGACUUGCGAAGACAUCGAAGGAUGCCACAACAGCAAUGGCGGCUGCAGCCAUUCUUGCCUUGUGACCGAGCGGGGCUACCAGUGUGAAUGCCCCCGGGGCCUGGUGCUGUCUGAGGACAACCGCACUUGCCAAGUCCCCGUGCUGUGCAAGACCAGCACCAUCGAGGUGAGCGUGCCCAGGGACCUGGUGGGCGGGCUGGAGCUCUUCCUGACCAACACCUCCUGCCGGGGCGUGUCCAACGGCACCCACGUCAACAUCGUCUUCUCCCUCAAGACGUGCGGCACGGUGGUCGACGUGGUGAACGACAAGAUCGUGGCCAGCAACCUGGUGACGGGGCUCCCCAAGCAGACGCCCGGGAGCAGCGGGGACAUCAUCAUCCGGACCAGCAAGCUGCUGAUCCCCGUGACCUGCGAGUUCCCGCGCCUCUACACCAUCUCCGAGGGCUACGUGCCCAACCUGCGCAACGCGCCGCUGGAGCUCCGGGGCCGCAGCCGCGGCGUCUUCCCCUUCACGCUGGAGAUCUUCCGGGACCGCGCGUUCGCCGAGCCCUACCGGGAGGCCCUGCCCUCCCUCAAGCUCCGGGACUCCCUCUACUUCGGCAUCGAGCCCCUGGUGCACGUGAGCGGCCUGGAGAGCCUGGUGGAGAGCUGCUUCGCCACCCCCACGGCCAAGAUCGACGAGAUCCUCAAGUACUACCUCAUCCGGGAUGGUUGUGUUUCAGAUGACUCCGUGAAGCAGUACACAGCCCGGGAUCACCUAGCGAAGCACUUCCAAGUCCCUGUCUUCAAGUUUGUGGGCAAAGACCACAAGGAGGUGUUCCUGCACUGCCGGGUGCUGGUGUGCGGGCGGCUGGAGGAGCGCUCCCGCUGCGCCCAGGGCUGCCACCGGAGGGCGGGGCGGGAGGCCCGCGGGGAGGGCGCCCUGCACCCCCCGGAGGACGCCGGUCUGCAGAGCCAGGUGCUGACAGGCGGCCCAAUCCGCAUCGACUGGGAGGACUAGGACUUGGACCGCCCAGCCCUGGCUUCCGGCUGCCCGCCUGCUUGGAGCUUCUUCCCGUGACCUCUGAGGACAUCGGUCAACGCUAGAUCCCUGCCCUUCUUUAAACAUCACGUGUGGGUGUGGACGGACUCCCGGACUGGCUCCCUCUGACCUGGCUCACUGCUGACCGGCCUGACCCUGUCAGGGCUGCAUCCUCCCAAGGUCAAAGCUAUGCUGCCCACACAGAAGACAGCUCCGAUCCCCCAUUGCUUUUCUACAGUCAACCUCCUUCGUAGUAAAUCACCCAAUCAGAAGUUUGGCAUGUCAUUUCAAAUUAAGAAAUUAAAAAAGUUAAAUAGUUGCUUGAAACGAUGACUUAAAUACCCAAUGAUCCCUUAAAUAUGUAAAUAAUAUUAUACCCUGAAAUUUCAGUUCAAAUACAGACUAGUUACCGGGGACUCAGAAGUUUAUCCAUAUAAGUGUGUACUAAAAAAUACUAUUUGGUUUUUCUCUCGCACAAUAUUUUCUUUUGACAUUUUUGUGUUGUUUUAAGAAAUAUCUUCAAUUAAUAAAUGUUAUUAAAUUCAUUACCAUGCAUUUAGGUGGUUCAAUGACAACUUUAGACAAAAUUAAAAUGUGGUGUCAUAUGCUGUUAUUUGGCAUUCUGUGUCCUCAGAUGGAUAAGUGAAUAGAAAAAGGUAUAAAAUUACACCAUGCUCUAUUUUGUAGGUGCUUCAUUAAUUUUAUUGAAAUAAACCACAGAGAUAAAUUU